AUGUCGGACGAAGUAUCGCAGUUUCUCGAGCAGGUCGAGCGCCUGCGGGGGCAGCAGAUAGAGGACGAUGAGAUGCGAGCCCGAGAGCGGGAGGAGUUUCUUGCUGCCAAACGAGAGCGCCAGGCCAGAAGAGAGGGUGAGUGCCUUGUUCUUUUUGUCUUGAUUCUCGCUAUUCUUCACGACAUCGGGAGUGUAGUACCUGUUGCUAGGUGGCUACCCGAUGAACGCGCCCGAUCCAUCUCACCGCAGAAAUCAUCGCCAGCCAACACGCCGUCACCACGCACAAUCCGGCGAACCGUCAACCUCUCCGAAUCGCUGAGACUCGACUCUCCAGCCGGCGAGUCCCUGGACAAGCUGCGUGAACGAUCGACCGAGACAGAGAAACCCCUGGAGGCGGAUGCACAACCCGAUGCAAUGCUGUACUCCACCUCCCAGACGAAAGAGAACGAGGCCCCUGAGGAUCUCGACGCAAAGCGGGGCGAUGAUGCCACAGCUUCUCAAAGAGCUUCACAACUCUCGUGGCAGCGACGGACCACCCGAUCCAACAGCCGCCCGCUGAGCGUUGUCGCUGCUCGAAAUGCGGCUGCCACGUACGAUUCGGCUGUAGAGGAGCCACCGUCUCCCACUCAACCUCUGUCCAAGGACCAGAUCGCCAAAAGCCUUGGAUCCAAGGAUGCCUCGUGGUUCCGUCAAACCGCCGAUAGAGGCGCAGACUCUGCAGCGUACCGACGGAACCAGGUGGAAGACGAUGACCGACUCGACAUGUCGUCACUCAGCGCUCAGCUGCCCGGCAUGACCAGCGAAAGCUCUGGGGAGCGCCCUGCCUCGCGAGGCGAGAAUGUUCUUGGCAAGCUUGCAUCUCCGUUUUCCCUGAACCCUCCCAGCUUCGACAAUCCAGCCACUGAGAGGCCCAAGGCGGAACCAAUCGCCCCAACGGCAACUGGCCGGACGUCUCCUGUGCGCACAACCUCUCCGACCAAGGGCAUGGGCGGAUUUGUGCAGAGCGCAAUGAUGAAGAGGAGUGAUAGCGUGAAGCGAUGGUCUGUUGCCAGCCCGCCUGCGUUGACUCGCCCUGACAACAUGACUACUCAUCGUGGCUCAAUUGACAGGGGUGCGGCUCCGUCAAGACCGCAAAGCAUGUUUGUUCGAACAAGUAGGCCGACUUCUCGUCCAUCCUCCCGACCAACUUCUCGCCAUGGAGAAAAGGACGCCAAAUCAUUCGAAACAAGCCCUCGUGAACGGCGUCCCAAAACACCAACUUCCAUGAGUCCACCUCAGCCCCAGAGGCAUGAACUUCUUGAUGAUGCAGCCCUUCCAGUUUCCCCAACCAAGACAAUGGAGCCUCGACGCUGGAGUCCGACAAAAUCAAGCUGGCUCGAGAGCGCCCUUAACAAACCAGACUCGCCAAAGGUACCCCCGAAGCCGGCAUCCUCGCAACAACCAGCAUGGAUGGUCGAGCUCAACAGGAACAAGGCUGGACGUGGUGGUAACCCCACUCCCGAGCCAAGCCGACCUGCCGCCCCCUCUCACAAGCACCAAGUUAGUAUCGAUGGGCUUAUGAGGUCCACGCCAAUGGGCUCGAGGCUGAACCUCAACACCACUGGUCUGGGUGGAAUCUAUUCACCUCCUGGAACACAGUCCGUAACUACUCGCUCAUCGGUUCAAAAUUUCUCGGUUAGCACGCCCAUGACCGAUGGACCGGAAAGGCCAAGAUCAAAGUCAAGGGGCGCUCUUGAUCAAGUGCGAGAGAGGCGAUCCGAAUCUAUUAGCUCCCCCAUCAACCCGCCGCCUGCCAAGGUCAAACCUGAGGCUCCGCCAAAGAAGGAUCUGGAUUUCCGCGGCAACUUGAAGCCACGAGCUGCCGAAGCACCAGUUCCCAAGACCCAGGAGCCCGAGUUCAAGGCCGUUUUUGGUACCCUUCGCAGGACCAAGACUCAAAAUUUUAAGGCUCCAGAUGAACUAAAGGACAACAUUCUCCGCGGCAAAGCUGCUCUCAACGCGACUGACGGGCCACAGAAGUCGAUAAUUAGGGACGAAUUCAAGGACGCCAUACAGAAGAAGAGAGAUGAUUUUAAAAAGGCCCAAGCCGAAGGAACAGGAAUUGCUAGUACGGUACCGCGUGACAAAUCUAAGCCUAUUCUCCCCGAAGGACUCGCCAUGAGGGCUGAGCUGGGUAAGUCAACGGCAGUGCUCCAGCAAGACGCACCUCUAGAGAAUCGAACUCCAUCCGAGAAUGCGGAACCCGAUACGCCAACCCGGACCGAAGAGUCUCUGCCCAACCUUUUGAAGAAGAAGAGUGCUCCAUCAAAGCUUGGCGGUCUGGCCGGACGAUUUAACCCUGCCCUUGCCGGGAUGCUGGCACGAGGACCACCGCCAGCAGCAGCUUCCAACGGCGGGAGCCGAGGUGAAGAGUCAGGACGAGGCGAUGGGGAUAUUCAACCUGCACAACCAGGCCCUCAGCUGACACACAUGACUAAGAGUCGAGCGCGUGGCCCGAGGAGAAAGGCCCCGACUAAUGUGGGCAACCCUUCCGGCAAUUCUACAAAUGGCCCGGCGGACUCAUCUUCAGUAAGCCGGCAGCCCGCCGCCUUUGGAAUGCAGAGUUUCCCUGCGCCCGUUGAGGACAGGAAACCAGUUUCGCACCCGAUUCAGGAUCGAGCGGCCGCAAGGCCUGAUGUGCCGAUUAAGCCAAAGCCUAUUGAGGGGAGAAAGCCGGAGGCUGACAGCCGACCUGUGGAGCCUGUUGCCCCCUUGAAUCUUCGCAGACGACAAACAGAGUCCGCCAUCCAGGUCGGCCAACUAUUAUCAUCGCGACCUGAGACACCUCAGAAACCGGAGGUAGAAGCACCAAAGAAACUCAACUUGAAGCGCAUGUCAAAAUUCUUCGAGUUGCCCAAGGAUAACGCUACUACAGCGACAUCUGAGACUCCCAAGACACCAGGCAAGCUCUCACCUCAGAAGACUGGCACAUGGGAGCCGGUCAAGACCGGAGACGCUGCCAAGGAGGCGGCGAAGCUGAUCCAACAAAAGACUGGCCCAUGGUCCCCGGUGAAGAAGACGGUAAACGCUGCACCAGAGCGUGCCUCAGCUGCAGUGAAAGCCCCAUUGCCAGGACCCAAGCCAGCAUCCUUUAACGGGCUACCAAAGGCGGUUGACACCCGGCCAGCUUCACCACCUCCUGCAGCGGCAGCUUUAUCUCACCGGCUACCACAGGCACAGGCUGAGCCAGCAUUAGCAUCGCCUUCGCGGCCGCAAACAAGCCACGGCAACGAUGUAUCAGCCAUACUCCACGACUUCUUUGGACCGCCAUACGAGAGCGUCGCCUGUGACAUGGACUAUGCUGAUAUCCUAACAAACUACCCAAAGAUUGGCGCAAAGGGCAAGACGUUGUCGUUCCACAUGUUCCAGAUUGAUGGAGAUGGCAAGCAGAUGAUUGUCCCCGCUUACCGAGAGCGUAUCCUCUUCGAACAAGAGAUGUACAUUGCUGGGCAUAAUUUCACCAAUGAGGCCGGCUGGAAAGUGCGCGAGGUCUACUUCUGGAUCGGCGAUGAAGUUGCUGAUGCAGACGAGGAUGCAGCAGAGGCCGUUGCGCAGCAAGAGGCCAAGCAACUUGGCGGCAAGCUCAUCAAAAUUAGACAAGGCAAGGAAACACCAGAGCUCCUGCAGGCCCUUGGCGGCAUUGUCAUUGUCCGAAGAGGCGCAAGCACCAGAUACGACUCGCUUGCGCCGUCUAUGCUGUGUGGCCGACGGUAUCAAGGCCAAGUGGCAUUUGACGAGGUUGACUUUACGACGGCCAGCCUCUGUGCCGGGUUUGCCUAUCUCAUCACGCACUCUGGCAACUGCUACUUGUGGAAGGGCAAGGGCAGCGAUGUGGAUGAGCUCAGCGGUGCACGCCUCAUCGGUAUGGACUUGACGGUGACUGGACAGCUGAUUGAGUAUGACGAGGGCAGCGAGCCUGCUUCCUUCUGGGACAUGAUGGGUGGCGAAUCAAAGCCUCACUCGGCGGAUCACUGGAGACUGAAACCUAGUUUUGGGAAAUACAACAGCAGACUCUUUUGUGCCGAUGUAGAGUCUCGGCAAAAGAUCUUUGAGAUUAGCCCAUUCAAUCAGGCCGAUAUGUCAACAUUCAACAUCUACAUUCUCGACGCCUUCUUUGAGAUGUACAUCAUUGUUGGCUCCCAGGCUCAGUCCCAGUACGCAUCCUUCCGCACCGCCCUCGACUUUGCUCAGGAAUAUGCCGUCCUGGCUGCCAGCAUGGAGGACAGACCUUUUAUCCCCAUCUCGACUGUUGUGCUCGAGGGUGUGCCUCGGGACCUGAAGAGAGUGUUCCGCAAGUGGACUGACGAGCGGUGCCCGACACUCUUGCACAAUCCCUCGACCGAGGCCGGGCUGAAGAGAGGCCGCAGUCUUAGAGUUGUACCCCUUACCCAGGCCAUCUUGGCUUUGAGGGAGUAA
Molecule: messenger RNA, 4455 nt
Organism: Trichoderma virens Gv29-8
Lineage: Eukaryota; Fungi; Ascomycota; Sordariomycetes; Hypocreales; Hypocreaceae
Exons: 5
Coding region: 1-4455 (1484 amino acids)
Biological process (GO): actin filament severing; barbed-end actin filament capping
Molecular function (GO): actin filament binding; phosphatidylinositol-4,5-bisphosphate binding
Source: RefSeq, a predicted model, not a curated record